Messenger RNA from Cyanidioschyzon merolae strain 10D, 642 nucleotides. RefSeq lists its product as hypothetical. NCBI's taxonomy places the organism in Eukaryota, Rhodophyta, Bangiophyceae, Cyanidiales, Cyanidiaceae. The transcript has a single exon. The coding region runs from base 1 to 642 and encodes 213 amino acids. The record is from RefSeq and is a predicted model, not a curated record.
AUGACUAGCCAAGUACGGUACCGUGACGAGCCGGCCACAACUGUGUUCUCGGGACUGGGUGUCGGUUCUGGGUUUUAUGUGGGUUGUGGGGUCGGCGUCGGCAAGACGUUCGGAGCCUUCUACGUGCCCUCGGUUCAGCUCUCCGUGGGCGUUGGUUGUGGGCUUCAGGUCGGGUUUGGCUGGGGCUUCUUCCUCUACGGCUGGGGGGCAUGCAUCUGGAGCCUACGCAGCAUGCUUGGCAUCGACGAGCGCGAUGUGGCGAACAUGCUCCAGCAGUUGCGACGUGACCAACGCCAGGAGUCACCACCGCCAUCCAAGUCGUCAGUGAAGCCAUUGCCGUUUUCUUGGCGACGGCUCCGUUUACCCAGCUUCCUGCUGCCGUGCACACCCAGCAGCCAGAGGCGCAUGGGUGCUGCCGCGGGUAGCGAGCACUUUUGCCUGAGCUGUCCGUUUCAAAGCAAAGCCCGAGAACGCUGCUGCUGCUGCUGCUGCUGCUGUCGGAAGGCACUCGCCUCCGCUACGGCCGAGAGAAUCGCCGGUAUCGGCAAACCGGUACGAACGCCUUGGGGGUCCACGGAGGCGCGAGCAGCCUGCCACUGGGCCCGAACAACUGCUUCGGGCAUGCGCCUGGUUUCACGAUAG